AAACCAAAACCGUUGAAAUUGAAAAUUGAAAUGUUGAAUCUCAAACCUUGAAGUUUGCUGUUUUGAAUAGUCUGCCUAUUUUGUAUUUUCCAUUCCCAAGUUGUUUUAUUACUUGUUAUUCACAGUUUUUUCUUAUUGUUUUAAAGUUGGAACACAUAUUUCUACAUUCUCGGAGAGUAUGAGUAUCAGUUUGAUAGAUUAGUUUCAUUUCAAACCUGUUUCAACAGCCUGAAAGUUAAACUAAAACGUUAUCUCUCAAAUUAUUACGCAAUCAAUAACGUGUUUAUCUGCAGGCAAUCAUGUAUUCGCAGUUGAAGACUGAACAGUCAUCAAAUGGUGUCGAAAAACCUUGGAGCAUGGAUAUGAUAACACGCCGUUCUAAACGUCGAAGUUCAAUUCUGGGCAAGGGAAGAACAAGUGUGAGGUUGAGCAUUGCUAGCACAGUUUCUUCUGUUGUAGAAACAAGUCCUGCAAAGAAUGAAGUCACCAAAACAAGAGCAGCAGCUGGAGCCGCCAGGAAGCCGAUAGCAGACGAUGUUCUACGCCAUUUCGCGAGGACGAACGGAAUCAAUCCGUUGAACCCGUUUGCGAACCAGUUGAAGGAGAGCGUUGGCAGUGGUCAGUCGCUGGACGAAAAUGAUCUGGGAAGCACCAGCUGUAGCGCGCCCUCGUCCAGUAGUGAGGGGUCGGCGAGGAAGGAGGACCCAGACAUCACCGGCGUCUUCUUCAUGGAUGACGUGGAGUCGGUGAAAAAGCGUCAACAACUGGAUUCCGCCUCCAGCCUGGGGGAUGCCGAAAUGGGGGCGUCACAGCCCCCCUCCCACCAUCAUCUGGUGCCUUGCAACCUCAUGACAAAGGAGCCCUUCAGGGACACAUUCAAGGACAAGGACACUUUUAAGGAGCCCUUCAGGGACACCUUCAAGGAUAAGGACACCUUUAAGGAGCCCUUGAAGGACCAGUCAGUCAGGCUGAACAGGAGAGGUGUGACAACAUCCAGCGCUAGUAAGAGACGGACUAUGGGUGCGAGUGACAAACCUACCAGGGAUUACUCAUCCACUCGUCAACCGGUCCUCUCUCCGGUGGAACCUAUUCUGCGCUCCUCCUCUUCCCUCUCACUCAGCAGCAGUCUGUCAGCCUCGCUACGCGCGGCCACCGAACCAGAGCCAACAUCCGAUAUUCGCCGAAGCCUGUCUACCACCGACCUCACCAAUGGCAUAGCUGCAACUGCAACUGCAUCCAGCCGCGAUGCACUCCGAGCUGCAUCCGAAAUGCAGUUCGAAGAGAUGUGCAAGACACGCUGUGAGAGUGUUGCGCCGUUGUCCGGGGAUUUGUUUGUUUCGAAAAAAUCAUCCACGAACGUUCGAUCAGACUCACAGGACCGGAAUAUUCACCGUGUACGAUCUUCAGAUUCAUCAGCAUUGGAUCAAAUGGGAGCUGACAGACAGGACCGUCAAAGUCGUCGUUCAUCAGCAUUGGAUCAGAUGGGAGCUGACAGACAGGACCGUCAAAGUCGUCGUUCAUCUGCAUUGGAUCAGAUGGGAGUUGACACACAGGACCGGAAAAGUCACCGUGUACGAUCGUCAGAUUCAACAGCAUUGGAUCAAAUGGGAGGUCACACACAAGAUAGGUCUUCCACAAAAGUUCGAUCUUCAGAUUUAACAACGUUGAAUCAAAUGGAUUCUCACUCACAUAAAACACACCUAGAUAGUAGAUCCACUGGCAAAUCUAAAGGCAGAUACUCUGUAGCACUACACACUAGUGACAGUAAUGAAAAUCAUACAAAAAAAUCUAGGCCCUCAGUAAUGUCAGACCUGAUCAUCAAUCACAAAGACAAGUAUGAUGAUGACAUUUUCUCGAAGAAAGACAAAGAUAACAAGAAGUUCUCUGAUGAGAAGGAAUCAUCUGUGGCAGAUGUAUUGAGUCGUAGCAAGCACAUUGAUGACUUAUUGAAAAGGAUUGAUUUGUCAGUCAAGGCUAAUAGACAUACCGAUGAUGACCUAACUGAAACUAGGAAUAUUGAUGGAAGCUCCUCGAAAAUUGUGAACGAUAAGAUGGAAACUAGAGGCACUGUUGAGGAGAGAUCUACUUCAAUAUUUUUGAACGAUUCUGUGGUUGGUAUUGCUGAAAGAUCGUUCUCUGUCAAUGAUAGGGAAGUUGUUGGAAAUAGGGUUGGAUCUUCAAAAGUGAUGAAUGAUUUGAAUGGGGGCAGUGAUGAGAAGGAGGUAUGCAGCAAGUUUGAUCGAACUCUGAACUUUGAAGAUUGUGAUAACAAUGAUGAAGAUGAUGAUGGAGACAGAACAUUUGUGUCCAAUGAAUCAGCUUGCAACAACACGUCACUUGUAAAUGGUUACACAAGUGCUGGCAAAAUUAAAAAAUUGAGUCUAAUCGAAGAGGAGGAGGAACUGAGGUCAAGGAUGUCAUCAGCUUCGGCCAACGAAAACGAUAACACAUCACUGCUGGAGUCGACAAUUCGCGGCGGAAACAUUUCAGAUGGCAGCACUGAUUUGGGCGGGAAAAUCGGCGACAAAAUGGCCGCCAUUUUGGAUUGCCUGAAAGAGAGUCAGCGGGUGUUCACCAGGAAACAAGCCGAGUUUGUAGAACAGUUGAAACGGGAACAGGAUGAGUUUGUGAGACGACAAAACGAGAAAAUUGCCGGCUUCGACAGGUUUGCAACCAGUUUCCAACAGGAACAGGCAACUACGUUGGCUGCACUGUGCGAGGAUGUUGCCAACCUUGUAGCUGGAAAUAGUUCGGAUGACGAUGUGUUUCAUACCGCGAUGAAAAAGCCGUUGAACGUGGAAACAAAGGAUUCCAGCGCCAUCUACAGUUCUUUGAAAUCGGAUUUCAAGUGCUUGAAAACGCCCAAUGCUAGAGUGAAUAAGAAGACGGCUAAUUUGAAUAAAACUAUUCUCACCCCGCAUUCUAUGUCGGUUUGUGUACAGGAGCAAGUGAGUAUGUUGUUUGAUUCAUGAAUAUGACUGAUUUUAUAGAGAGAGAAAACUGUUAUAAGGUGUGAAGUCUUUGAAAAAAUUUUGUCUACAACUUAUUGGUAGGUUUUAUUAAAUGUCCAUUAAAACUUUGAGAAAAAUUAAAAAAAAUAAUCCACAAUUUAUAUUUUGUAUUCACAACUGAUUAUCCUUGAAUGUUUGUACAAAGACAAAAAACAUAAUGUUUGAAAGUUGGCGAAGGCUUGAUGAGAUGUACAAUUUACUUUGUGUUUUUCAAUGUUGUCUUGUUAGUUGUUACAAAUGUUUUUCCAAAGAACAAAAUAUAUACUAUGUUUGAAAUUUACUGAAGACUAAAAAUUAUUGUGGUAAGUAAUAAAUUUGUGUUUUUCAAUGUUCAUUUAUUACUACUUUCUUCAGAUUCUUUAUAAAUUAGUUUUAACGAAAAAUAAUCAAAAUAUUGUGUUGAAAAUAAGUAAAGACUGUGAAAAUUAGGUAAGUAAACAAGUUAUUCGUGUUUUUCAUGUUCUCUAGUUGGUAACGAUUGUUGAUAAUUGACAUUUUGGCUUCUCCAGUUAUCGCUGUUAUUAGUUAUUACGUUACCCCAAUUUUCAGUUUUGUCUGAUUGUCUUUGAAUUGAAAUAAACUUACAAUUAUUUUAAUAUGUUAGGAUAUGGAAAUUGUUAUGUAUGUUGUAUUGAGAUGCAAACCAUAUGAAUUAGACAUCACGCUCAACAAAUAAUUUAAUUUAUUAUCUGAGAUAAAAAGAUCAAGUUAUAAGAAUUGAAGUUGUAAGAUAAAAUUGAGGUACUGUAAGUUGUUCUAAAAUUCUGGAGACAGUCUCAAUUGUGGGCAUAUCUGUCAGUAUUUUGUUUCCAUCUUUUAAUCUCUAUUAUUUGAUAAAUUUAUGUAAUCAUUAUUCAUUUAUAUUGUAUUUAUUUAUUCAUCAAUUGACAAUAUUCUGUUCCUUGAAAAUAAGUGUGUUUUAUUGCUAUUGUAUAACAAUGAUUGAUGUCUUUUUGUAUAGAAUAUUUUAAUAAAUUGAUAAUUUUUCAUACA
Messenger RNA from Nilaparvata lugens (brown planthopper), 4004 nucleotides. Its product is annotated as serine-rich adhesin for platelets. NCBI's taxonomy places the organism in Eukaryota, Metazoa, Arthropoda, Insecta, Hemiptera, Delphacidae. The transcript is spliced from 4 exons. The record is from RefSeq and is a predicted model, not a curated record. The coding region runs from base 300 to 2972 and encodes 890 amino acids.